AUGAAAGCUAACAUCAUUGUCCAUCUAGCGGUACUUGCAAGCGCCACUUUCUCCGUCACAUUGGCAAAGUCUGCCGGAUUAAGGACUUUAUUCGACAACUUCUUUGACAAUAACGACGCCACUGAUAAGAAUGGCGAUCUUUCGCUCACGGAUGACCGAACGUGUGUGUAUCAAAUGGCAUGUCGAGUGACCGAUACCGGCGACCACACGAAGGAACCUCAGCAAAUUCACUUGGCUUAUGCCGGCAAGGAACCUGGCACCGGCAUGGCGAUCUCCUGGGCCACAUUUUCGCUCGAAGAAUCUCCAGCUGUAUGGAUUGGAACUAGCAAAACCACGAUUGCUAUAGUGAAGACUGCGAGAAUUGAAACGAAGUCGUACUACAAGGACGACGACUAUUCUUUGUACAACUACCAUGCUGUUGUGACUGGCCUGAAGCCGUAUACGGAAUACUUCUAUAAAGUGGGUAAUGCUACUAAUCCGAAAGCCCAGAGUACAGUGAGUUCGUUCAUGACGGCUCGUUCAAGUGGAGACAAAAGUCCAUUUGUCGUCGCCGUGUUGGGAGAUAUGGGUACGGAGAAGUACUCUAUUGCUACAAACAAAUACCUUAACAGUUUGGAAACCUGGAACAAGUACAUGAACUCACUGUCCAAAGUUAUGCGUCGCAUGGCGUAUAUGGUAGUAGUUGGUAACCACGAGGCCGAGUGUCACUCGCCGGUGUGUAUACGGUCUACUGAAAAAAAGAAUCAACUGGGCAACUACACCGCCUUCAACACGCGUUUUAAGAUGCCCUCGCACGAGUGCGGUGGAGCACUUAACAUGUGGUACUCGUUUGUGUACGGGUUGAUGCACGUAGUAGCCUGUUCGUCCGAAACAGACUUCCUGAAUCCACCCAGCAACGCGUACUAUACGAACCGCAAGUAUGGUAACUUUGGAAACCAGUUAGCAUGGCUGGAGGCCGAUCUGAAGGCUGCUCAUGCCAACCGUGCAAAUGUGCCCUGGAUUGUUGUUGGCAUGCACCGUCCUAUAUACAGCUUAUAUUCUUGCGAUGCUGACGGCACGCCCACCGGUGUCGACAGUUCUCUUGAACUACAAAAAGCUUUUGAAAAACUUUUGAUCAAGUACGAGGUGGAUCUGGUGUUGGUAGGCCACGUGCACUCCUACGAGCGACAUUACCCGACCGCAGACAACAUUGUCUACAUGGAUGGAGUGUCUAAGGAUGGAAGGACGUACACUAACCCGUGUGCUCCGGUGCAUGUGGUUACGGGACACGCUGGUUGUUCAGAAGGUCUAAACAGCUAUAAAAAGGCUCCUUCUCCGAAGUGGCUUGCUGCCAAGGAUGAUUCUCACUAUGGUAUUACGAUGCUUUCAGUUACGGCAACGAAUCUUACCGUCACAAUGAUAGAAGCUGCCACGGAAAAGGUGUACGACGAGUUCUCCAUUAUUAAAAAGAAGACCACUCAAACUCAAACCGACUAUUGA
Molecule: messenger RNA, 1479 nt
Organism: Peronospora belbahrii
Lineage: Eukaryota; Oomycota; Peronosporomycetes; Peronosporales; Peronosporaceae
Source: the annotation of a GenBank genome assembly